AUGGACGACUGCUCCGAAUUGGCGAUUAAAAAGAUAUGUUGUACUUGCCUCAGUAAAGAGCGCAAGUUGUUCCAGUUAUGUAGAAUAUCCGACGGGGUAAACAAUUUGUAUUUGUUGUUGUCCUACGACUCUGAAGCGUUUAGGGAGGGAUUCUACAAAGACACUGCCAGUUUGUUCAUAUGUUGGGAAUGCAGAGCUGUCAUGUGCAGAAUUGCACGGUUUAGGCAGCAGGCUUGCAUUGCGCAGAGGCAGCUCAGUUUCAUUGCUGAUGGACGUUUGGAUAUCAAUGCCCAGCACUGUCUAUCUCACUUAUCAAGAUACCACACAACUAGUUACAAAUCAGUCAUUUCAGAGGCUGACGCAGUGUCUGAUAACUUUAUCGACUGCGGAGCAAAUAAUGACAUCAAGACUGAAAGUGAAGAAGACAUUCCACUAUCUGAAUUGCACAGCAACUUGCUGUCAGAUAAUGAAAUUGAAACACAAGACUGUAAAUUCAACAAAGAAUCCAAAUUUAAAAAGAAAAGAAAGUUAAAAAGAGAAUUGUACUUCUCAAGUGCCAAGAUGAGUGAGGAUGAGUUGAAAGAGGUUCUGAUGAGUAAGAAAACUUCAGCAGAAUUUGUUGGUUCGAGUUUUAAAUGCGAUAGUUGCAUUGAGAUGUUUCAAAAUGAAAGUGACUUAGCGGCUCAUAAUACAUCCUUUCAUACAGAGAGACCCAAACAUAUUAAAUGUGAAAUAUGCUUCAUUUAUACCAAAGAGAAUUUACACCAAGACCAUAAAGAAAAUCAUUAUAAUAAACACAAUUGUCUAUGCUGUGGGUUUGUAUCAUACAACCAGAGUGUAAUAUUGGCUCACUUAAAGGAUGUACAUGGUGUGAACUUAAAUGUAACUGUGAAAAAGAAAACGGGUCGUAGAAAAUCAGAUGCUCUGCAGCCAAGAGUGCAGGUGCACAGUGAUCUGUCUAGUUCAGAUAAAAGAACUUCAUAUUUGUGUAAGGAGUGCAACAAAUAUUUUGACAACAAGAAUCAAAGAUGGAAGCAUGUUCAGCGCCACCACAGAGAGGGGCACAAGUGCAUCACUUGCGGAAAGAGGUUCGCCUUCAAGAACAACCUGGCCAGGCACCAACUGUUACAUGAGGGCCCGCCACCUCGCACGGAGUGCCCGGUGUGCCACAAGAUGAUACGCGUGGACCUCCUCAAGGUACACUCCCGGAUUCACUCCGAGAGAGAGCAGUACACGUGCGUGGAGUGCUCCAAGAGCUUCGUCAGCAGAGCCUCCUAUGAACACCAUCUGAAGUAUACGCAGGCACACGCCGCCACUAACAUACUCAAGUACAAGUGCACGAUGUGCGACAAGGGGUACAGGUCGCGGGGCGAGCUGCGGGACCACGUCAACUAUCAGCACAUGGGCAAGACUCAACACAAGUGUCCCAUCUGUGGGAAGGCAUUGGCGACGCGACGCUGUAUCACGCGUCACGUGCGACGAGCUCACGACGGAGUGAAAGAGAGCGCACGAGACAAGAUCUGUCAACAGUGCGGUAAGGCUUUCAGGGACAAGAAAGGUCUCCGAGAGCAUGAGCUGAUCCACACCGGUGAGCGCCCUCUGUCGUGCGAACUGUGCGGCUGCACGUUCAGACAAAGCGCGUCGCUCUACACGCACAGGAAACGCGUACACAAAAUAUACCCUCCUGCGAAGAGAAUACAACUGGUGUAA
Molecule: messenger RNA, 1710 nt
Organism: Arctia plantaginis
Lineage: Eukaryota; Metazoa; Arthropoda; Insecta; Lepidoptera; Erebidae
Source: the annotation of a GenBank genome assembly